AUUUUGUUGGAUCCAUUACAAGUCAAAGAUAAAGGUUCGGGUGCUAAAAAAUCUAAAAGGAAGAAAGGAGAACCACGACAGUGUAGCAAUUGCGGUGAAUUUGGCCACUAUAGGACCCGAUGCCCACAUCCUGUUGGCUAUGUGAAGCCAACCUCAAACGGUGAUGCCCCGAAUGAUGGUGUUUCGGAAGAAGGUGGCGGUGGCGAUGACACCGAUGUUGAUCCUCCCAGCACUCAAGAUCAGUCGGAAACAGUACAGAAGAGAAGG
Messenger RNA from Linum tenue, 267 nucleotides. NCBI's taxonomy places the organism in Eukaryota, Viridiplantae, Streptophyta, Magnoliopsida, Malpighiales, Linaceae. The record is from the annotation of a GenBank genome assembly.